UUACGUCAGCGUCUCUAUCGCUCCGCGGAAGCUUCCAUUCCUUUUUUAUGGGGCGGUUGUAGAUCAUUUGAAAGGCUCACGAUUGUUUCCUGACUUUCGGCUUCUGGAUUCUCUUAGCUCCGAAGUGCAAUUGGCCAUUGCAACCAUAAGCAAAACACAAAUAAUAACCAAAAAGGAGACUGCUUAGUUAACACAGAUGUCUUUGAGAGGAGUAGGGAAAGCGCUGUACAGGACGCCCCACCAGCUAUUCGGACAGAAAACGGCGGAAGAUAUUUUGUUCAAGCAAUGGGAACACGACAUCAAGACGGCCCUAGCAGGGUUGGAGUAUCUUAAACUUGAGAACCAGAAGUGGAAAAAGUUCUGGAUCAGUGUUAUUACCAACUUCAUACAAGUCAUUGAGAUUUUCCGGGACUUACAUUGCGAGUUGGAACAUGCGCAUGGAGCCGAUGGAGCCGUUGCGGAGAAGCCCAUUGACAAGAACGAGGAGUUCACCAGCGUCACCAUCCACGAGCUUGAACAGGCAGGCAAAUUAGCUUCGAUCAUUCUUGAAAGAACGACCCGGUUGGCAGAAGACUCGUCUGAUUCUUUUUUUGCGAAGUGCAAUGAGAUGAUCCACACGUUGAAGGGUGCUGAAAAGCUCAUCACUAAGCGAAGCCACAAGAAGAUAGACUAUGAUAUGAAGUCGAACAAGGUGGACUCUACGCUGAAGGGUUCGAUAAAGACAGAUAAGGACAAGGUGAAGCUGGAGUCCGAGCAGCAGAAGCUUACUGAGUCGGAGGUGAUUUACAAAGACUUGAAUGAUAAGAUAAAACUGGUAAUGCCCGAGAUUUUGGCUAACCUUUCGGAGUUCAUAAGUAAACUUACGUACAAACUCUAUUUCUCCAACUUGGACAUUCUCAAUUUUAUUCAGCGUAAUGUUGAGAAAUUUGACAGAAUCCAUGGUAUUGCUUCCGAUUCCAAGUUUCUUGUCUAUGACGAUAUCAUUGCCGACUUCAACGGUCUUUAUUCUCAAGCUCAGAGCAAGCUUGAAAAUCUAUCGUUGCUUAAGGAGUUCAGGUCAUUUAGAAAUAAAAAUCUGACAGAAAAGACAGUGCAAGGAGUGAACACUGUUGCAGGAACAGUCGUUGACUCUACCGUCAAUUUCACCUCAACUAUAUACACCAAAGCCGCUAAGCCAAGCCAGAAGCUAUCAAUGUCGCUGACUUCAAUUAAAAUAGAUAACCCAAUACAUCCAUAUGAUAAGCAUGGGAUGUUUACAAUGGCAUUGGAUCCACUUGAUUUUAUAAAGAGCGCAGACUAUGCUGCUCAGCUUUCGGAAUCUGACCUGAAAAGUAUGUCGCCAAACUAUGAUACCAAAAAUAGCCCUUAUGCAGCUUAUUCUGAGGAUAACUUAGAAGAUGAAGCUGAUGCGGAGAGCAAGACUUCAGAAGAGUCAGGGGUGAGUGAGGAGAAGCUAUCAGUUACGGGAACAGAGUGGAUGAAACCGUUGAGGAACUCCACGCUGAACAAAAUCAGUUCCCCUCCAACCUCAUUUUCUCAGGCAGCCACUACUGACGGAGCUUCAGAGAAGGUCACACUCAAUUCUUCACUGAAUACAUCUCAUCCAAGUACAGCAACAGAUGGCAAGUACGUGGCAAACUCUCGUGUGCAAUCCUUAUCUUUGAACUCUAAAAGUGAGACUUACAAAUAUGUUAACGUCACGAUGGACAACAUAACAAAACGUAUCUAUCUGGUAGUCUCUACCCCGGAAAUAGAUUGUGCUCCGGUCAAUGUUCCAAAGGGUAAACUUAAUACAACAGACUUCGAGCUAAGAGAUUAUUUCAUGGCCAAAAGUAGUAUAACGGCUAACGCUUUUGCUGCUUAUUCCAACAUCUAGCUCGAGUUACUUUCUGAAAUCUCUCCGACCUAAUAUUUAACUUUUUCUAUUACCUACUGUGUAUAAAUUGCGUUAACGAAUCCAACUAUUUUAUGAUAAUUGAUGCAUAUCCUUUAGAUGAAAAAAAAAAACUUCUUACCUGCAUAAUCAACGCCUAUCAUUAGGCCUUUUACGAUACCUUUUCUUAUAGAUGUCAUCAUAAUCCUCAUCAUCAUCAAAAUUAGAGCUUGUCAUAUGUGUGAAAGUCAUGCUCUGUCUACCCUUUGGAAUAGCGGUGCCAUUCAUCUGCGUGGGCUCUUUUCUGUGUUGUCUCUUGUUACUUCCACUCCCUGCUUGCACCCUCGGCAAACCAAAUCUAUCAACUGAAUCGUAAGUGU
Pichia membranifaciens NRRL Y-2026 is the source of this 2253-nucleotide messenger RNA. RefSeq lists its product as hypothetical. Gene Ontology annotation, molecular function: protein binding; lipid binding. Gene Ontology annotation, biological process: endocytosis; actin cortical patch localization; plasma membrane tubulation. The record is from RefSeq and is a predicted model, not a curated record. The transcript has a single exon. Gene Ontology annotation, cellular component: Rvs161p-Rvs167p complex; medial cortex; actin cortical patch. Lineage: Eukaryota; Fungi; Ascomycota; Pichiomycetes; Pichiales; Pichiaceae. The coding region runs from base 197 to 1876 and encodes 559 amino acids.